AUGUGUCCGUUUCCGGUGCAUCGUGCUCACACACGGCGGCUUGACGCAGGUCUGGGGCCUGCUGUGUGGAGCGGAGAGAGCCUGGACAAAAAUGGCGUCUGCUGGAGACCCAGAGCGGGACACCGGGCUUCCAGUAUAAGCUCUUCACCUGGACAAAAGGUCCCACCGUACGCAGGCCUCUCGCGUGUUUACACCCCUUCACUCUGUUGUGUGGCCCCUAACAGCACCGACAUUGAGGCGGAACAGAGCGGGCUCUCUCCCGCCGUGAGGGAGCGGAGAGCUAGGCCCGGGCCGCCCAGAGCAGGAGCCGAGAUGCGAGAGGGGUCCCCCGGGCCCCGGAGCAGCAGAGGCCGCAGCAGAGGCAUGAGAGCCCGGGGUAGGGGCAGAGGAAGAGGCAGAGGAAAAGUCUCCAUUGGUGGAGGCUCGGAACUGGACACGCAUGAGUCCGGGAGAGACAACUUUACCUCGUCCCGCGGCCGCAGGAAAGUUGUCAGCGCAGCGGCUGCAUCCAGGAGCAGGGGCAGAGGCAGAGGCUCCAGGGGCGGCCGCGGGUCCAGAGGAGGUGUCAGAAGACCCCAGACCAAGGUGGUCUACGACGAUAACAGCGAGGAUGAGGAAGAUCACUUCAGCUACAGAUCGGACGAAGACGAGCUCUUAAACGACAACCCGUCCUCGGAUCUGGAAGAAGAGGAGGCCCUGGGAAACGAAUCGGACUAUCUGGAGGAGCUACCAGAGGAGGAUGAUGCCAGCUACUGCACAGAGAGCAGCUUCAAGAGCCACAGCACACACGGGAGCACCCCGGGCCGCAGAAGAAGUAGGCCAGUGCGACCAAGCUCUCCAAUAUUUGAAGCAAAGGAUGUUCCACCAUUGGAUCUUCCCAAGUCAUCUGAAGACCUUCUGGUGUCUUCAUGUCACCUGCUUGACAUCAUUGGGGUUUAUGAGGUUUUGCGUAACUUUGGCUCUGUGUUGCGCCUCUCCCCAUUCCGUCUGGAGGACUUCUGUGCAGCGCUGGCCAGCCAGGAGCAGUGCACGCUGCUGGCAGAGACCCACAUCUCACUGCUCAAGGCUAUUCUACGGGAAGAGGACACAUCCAACACCACAUUUGGUCCCGCUGACGUGAAGGACUCUGUUAACUCCACUUUGUAUUUUGUGGAUGGCAUGACUUGGCCUGAGGUUGUCCGCUCCUACUGUGACAGUGACCCUGAGUACAGACACAUUCUGCCUUUUUUAGACAAUGAGGAAUAUCCGUAUGACCCAAUGGAGAGUAAAAUUAAAGUCCUUCAGUUUUUAGUGGACCAGUUUUUGGCAACCAACAUUGCUCGAGAGGAGCUCAUGUCAGAAGGUGUCGUAGCAUAUGAUGAUCAUUGCAGAGUGUGCCAUCGCCUGGGAGACCUGCUUUGCUGUGAGACGUGUUCUGCUGUGUAUCACCUUGAGUGUGUAAAGCCCCCGCUACAAGAGGUACCAGAAGACGAGUGGCAGUGCGAGGUCUGUGUCGCCCAUAAAGUGUCCGGUGUGGCAGACUGCAUCCCUGAGGUGCAAAAGACCAAACCUUUCAUCCGACAACUGCCAAUUGGUUUUGAUCGGCAUCAUCGCAAAUAUUGGUUCUUAGAUCGCAGAGUUGUUGUGGAGGAGGAUGGUGAACAAGACAAAAACAUUUGGUACUACAGCUCCAAGGUCCAGCUCGCUGAACUCAUUGAGUGCCUAGACAAGGAUUACUGGGAGGCAGACUUGUAUGCUGCAAUUGAGGAGAUUCGAGAUGAAGUUCACACACACAUGGACAUCACAGAAGACUUGACAAACAAAGCUCGUGGCAGCAACAAGUGCUACCUCACCGUUGCAAAUGAGGAGAUUAUGGAGAAGCUGCGGGUAAAGAAAGAGGAGGAGCUGGAGGAGGUGAAGAGGCGAGCGGCUGACGAGGCAUUGAGAGCACGGAUGGAGCAGGGAGACAUGAAGGUGGAGAGGGACGACCCAGAGCAUGAUGAGGGUGCAGUGGAGGGAGAGGAGAAAAGCCUGACCCCCGAGGAGCUGGGGACCAGAGACCACAUCAAACCAGAGCCUGAGGACAGCGUGAAAACCGAAGAAACCCAGAUGCCCCUCUUUUCCAUUCCUGCGGGAGAGGAUAUCCCCAGCCUCAGCCAGCCCUCACACCCUGGAGAGGACGACAGCAACAGUCCAGAAGUCCCACCCAGGGGCCCAGAACCUCCAGAUCUGGCGGACAAGUCUUCUCAGUCAUCUUUAGCCAGCUUUGAUGAAGCAGGGGAAAAUAAAGGAGAUGGAACGCCUUCAGGAAGUAAGAAGUCUUCAGCCACUCGUAUGGUGACCCGACUUAGGAAUCCAGACAGCAAACUGAGUCAGCUAAAAAGUCAACAGGUACUUGUUGUGAAUGCACAAGGCGACAUCACCCGGAUUAGCACACGAAGUAGCAAAGACGUGGGGAUGAAAGGGACCCUAAGUCAAUAUUUCAAGCUUGGUCAAGAGGGCAAAUAUCGGGUCUAUCAUAACCAGUACAGCUCUAAUGGACUCUCACUAAACAAGCACCAGCACAGAGAGGACCAUGACAAGAGGCGACAUCUAUCACACAAAUUUUGCAUGACAGCAGCAGGGGAAUUUAAAUGGAAUGGGUCCAUCCAUGGCAUCAAGUGUCUCACAAUUUCCACUCUGAGACUCACAAUUAUCCAACUGGAAAACAAUGUCCCAUCUCCAUUCAUGCAUCCCAACUGGGCUUCACAUAGAACCAACUGGAUCAAAGCAGUUAUGAUGUGCAGCAAGGCUCGAGAGUUUGCACUUGCGUUGGCGAUUCUGGAGUGUGCCAUUAAACCUGUGGCUUUGCUGCCGAUCUGGAAGGACUCAUUGGGACACACUAGGUUGAAUCGCAUGACAUCCAUGGAACGAGAGGAGAAAGAAAAAGUGAAGAAAAGGGAAAAGAAACUGGAAGAUGAAGAAACACUGCAACAGGCUACUUGGGUCAAAUAUACUUUCCCAAUCAAGCAUCAGGUGUGGAAACAGAAGGGAGAGGAGUAUCGAGUUACUGGUUAUGGAGGAUGGAGUUGGAUCAGUCGGACAUAUGUGCAUCGUUUUGUUACCAAACUCCCUGGAAAUACAAAUCCCAACUAUAGAAAAGAGCUGGAAGAUGCCAAAAUGGGAAAGAAGUGUACAUUACUUGAUUUGAGUCGUCGAGUAAGUAUAACGGCAGUUGAAGACCAGGAAAUUGUACCUGGAUUAGUCGAUCCAACCAAAAGCUCAGAGUCAAAAGCUAAAAUUGAAGACGGAUUAUGCGAAGUGAAAGGUGAAGAAGAAAAUUCUGAGAGGAUUUUAUCAGAUGAAGCUUCAACAAAAAUGGAUUUGGAAACUCCCGGUCCCUUUUUGAAUAGAUGUCAAGACUUUGGUGACCUGAAGGACCCACUCUCUGUGAAGGAGGAGCCUGUGGAUUCUUUGGAGAAACCCUUCAAUUAUGAUGUAGUGGAUGUAAGCAAAGGAUUUCUGACACGAGUCGCCUACAAGAAGAUUGUGAAGGCCUCUAAACUAGACUCUCUGCUGGAGCGCCGGGUGAAGCAGCAUAGUUUUGAAGAGCAACAAAGAAGUCCAGACUCUGGAUCUAAACCGCAGACUCCUGCCAAGCUUUCCUCAACUCCAGCAACUUCUACUCGCUCUGAUACUGCCCUGCCUUCUUACCGCAAGUUUGUCACCAAAAGCAGCCACAAGAGUAUUUUUGUGUUGCCAUUUGAUGAUUUGAAAGUGCUGGCGAGACGGGGAGGCUUUCGUGAGGUGCAACUCUUCAACUACAAUUCCAAACCAGCACCAGAUAUUUGGCCAUACCCUACACCCAGGCCCACAUUUGGCAUCACUUGGAGGUAUCGCCUGCAGACGGUGAAGUCCAGGGCAGGUGUGAGCCUGAUGCUCAGACUGCUUUGGGCCUCUCUGAGGUGGGAUGACAUGGCCGUCAAGCCGUCCGCUGCAGUGGGCACAACCCGCACAGAGCAAUCUGACACUGAAAUAACCACCACGGAAAUCAUCAAGAGGCGGGAUGUGGGACCUUAUGGCAUUCGUUCUGAGUACUGCAUCCGCAAAAUCAUCUGUCCCCUCGGAGUGCCCGACACGCCAAAAGAAACACACACGCCACAGAGGAAGGGGCUGCGAUCCAGUGCCCUGCGGCCCAAAAAACCUGAGCCAGCCAAGCAGACUGGUCCUGUGGUGAUUGAGACCUGGGUGGCCGAGGAGGAACUGGACCUGUGGGAGAUCAGAGCCUUCUCUGAAAGAGUUGAGAAGGAAAAAGCUCAAGCCGCAGAGCAGGCCAAGAAACGUCUGGAGCAGAAGCCUGGGACACUCACCAUUACUCCAACAGGGACUCCUACUAUUUCUGCCACAACUCCCAAAGUGAUAGUUGGAUCGGUGUCAGGACAGGGUACCCCGAACGCAAAGGUGGUGCUGUCCACAAAGAUUGCCGGCAAUGUCACCUUCCAGCAGGGCAAGAACUUCCAGCAGUCGUUUGCCACAUGGGUCAAGCAAGGUCAAGCUCCUCAAGGCAGCGACACCACUGUGACUGUUGCUGGUGGGCAAACCUUCCAAAUUACUGGAACACCAAGUGGUGCUAAGGUUGUGUCCACGAAGCUGCCACUUCCUGCCAACAGCAAGAUUGUCACUGUCAACGUUCCAUCUUCUCAAGGAGGUGUGGUUCAGCAGAAAGUGUUGAGCAUCAUACCGUCCAGUACAGCAGGCAGUGCACAGACCUACACCACUUUACAGCCUCAUGGCACAACUCUCAGUAUUCGACCAAACACACCAGUGACUCAGCAGCAGGUCCUUACAGCUGGAGGUCAGAUACGCCCAGGAAUGACUGUAAUUCGGACCCCACUCCAGCAGUCUGGUGCCAUGGGGAAGACUGUGAUUCGAACUCCUCUUGUCGUUCAGCAAGGCCAAGGUGGUCAGCAGGUAGUGACUCAGAUCAUUCGAGGCCAAGCUGUUUCCACUGCAGUCUCUGGUGCAAGUGCUGUCGCCACAGUGGCCGGUCACGGUCCUGCCAGUCCCACUGCGGGACAAACACCCGGGGCGCCGCGAGCUCAAGGCCCAGUCAAAGUUAGCUUGGCACAACUCACACAACUCACACAGAAGCAGCAGCAGCCUGGUGUGGAGCGACAGCCUGGUGUCAGUGGGACGCAGCAGCCGCUCACAGUAAUGGUUCAGGGCCAGGGUCAGACCACCGGGCAGCUCCAGGUCAUUCCUCCCGGAGUGACCGUGAUCCCGGGUCCUGGUCAACAGCUCAUGCAGGCCACUCUUCCCACUGGGCAGAUGCAGCGUUUCCUUUUCACCCCCAUAGCUACAGGAAACCUCUCAAAAACGCCGGCCCAGCCUGCGCACCAAGCUGUUGCCCCAUUGCAGGCAGGUGCAUCUCCUCUGACCACAUCCAACACCCCAUCAGUGGCGACUCCCCAGGGACAGAUGCCUCCACAGAUGCCCAUCCAGUCCCCCACAUCAUUGCAGAUCAAGACCCCGGCGGGCAACACUCAGUUACAGCUUCAGCAAACAUCGCAGCUCAUCAAUGUGUCUGGACUCCAGCAGCAGGUACAGGUGUUGGCCCAGUUGCAGGCUCAACAGGGUGGAGCAUUGCCACAGCACUUCAAACUUCAGCUUCCAAUCCAGAUACAACAGACUGGGACCACCUCAGCUCAGGGAGGACAGAUUGGGAAUGUGGUUACAAUUCAGGCAGCAUCGGUGCAGGAGCAGCUACAGCGGAUCCAACAGCUCAGAGAGCAGCAGCAGCAGAAGAAACGGCAAGCAGCAGAGGCCAAAAGAGAACAGGCUCUCAACGCAGUCAAUCCCAAUGACAUCAUACAGAAACAGGUGGUUAUGAAGCAAAAUGCUGCUAUUGAACAUCUGAAGCAAAAGAAAACCUUGACACCGGCAGAACGAGAGGAGAAUCAGAGAAUGAUUGUGUGCAACCAGGUAAUGAAGUUCAUCCUCGACCGUAUUGAUAAAGAUGAGAGACAGGAGGCGAAGAAGAAGAAAAAAGAGGAGGUGGUGGAAGCCAAGAGGAGAUUGGCCAAUGCCAGUAAAUUGUCCACGCUACUGUUUCGACACAAAGAGAGCCUCAAGCUGGAGAUCCUGAAGAAGCGGGCUCUUCUCGACAAGGAGCUUCAGCUGGAGGCCCAGGAGGAGCUGAAAAAGGACUUGCUACGGAUGCAGCGCGAGAAGGAAAAGGCUCAAGCCGCCGCUCAACAGGCCGCUCGAGCCGCAGCCGCUGCCCAACAGCUCGCUCUGGCCCAGCACCACCUCGCCACCAGCAGCUCCGCCCACAAGAGGAAGCGAGACGAGGAACGGGACGCCAAGUGCAAGAAAAAGAAGAUGAUCUCAACCACAUGCACCAGAGACAACAAGAAGGACAUCAAGCUCUACUGCGUCUGCAAGACUCCCUACGAUGAGACCAAGUUCUAUAUCGGUUGUGACUUGUGCACAAACUGGUACCAUGGCGAAUGUGUGGGAAUCACGGAAAAAGAAGCAAAGAAAAUGGAUGACUACAUUUGCGUGGAAUGUAAGCGCGGCCAGGAGAGCAGCACGCAGGAGCUGUACUGCAUCUGCCGGACACCGUACGACGAGUCCCAGUUCUAUAUCGGAUGCGAUCGUUGUCAGAACUGGUACCACGGCCGCUGUGUGGGCAUCCUGCAGAGUGAGGCCAGCCACAUAGACGAGUAUGUCUGUCCCCAGUGUCAGUCUACAGAGGAUGCCAUGACCGUGUUCACGCCCCUCACGGACAAGGACUACGAGGGCCUGAGAAGAAUACUUCGCUCAUUACAGGCUCAUAAAAUGGCUUGGCCGUUUUUGGAGCCAGUGGACACCAAUGAUGCCCCAGACUACUACAGGGUUAUUAAGGAACCAAUGGAUCUCUCCACAAUGGAAAUGAAGUUGCAGAAACAUCAAUACAUUAAGCUGACAGAAUUUGUAGCAGACAUGACCAAAAUAUUUGACAAUUGUCGCUACUACAACCCCAGCGACUCGCCCUUUUACCAGUGUGCUGAGAUUCUGGAGACCUUCUUUGUCCAGAAGCUCAAAGGAUUUAAAGCUAGCAGGUCUCAUAACAACAAACUACCAUCAGCUGUCUCUUAG
Messenger RNA from Knipowitschia caucasica, 7098 nucleotides. Lineage: Eukaryota; Metazoa; Chordata; Actinopteri; Gobiiformes; Gobiidae. The record is from the annotation of a GenBank genome assembly.